Messenger RNA from Trachymyrmex septentrionalis, 3576 nucleotides. RefSeq lists its product as uncharacterized. Lineage: Eukaryota; Metazoa; Arthropoda; Insecta; Hymenoptera; Formicidae. The transcript has 11 exons. The record is from RefSeq and is a predicted model, not a curated record. The coding region runs from base 238 to 2898 and encodes 886 amino acids.
UUUUGUCAAAACGAUUAAAACCGAUCUAUUUCAUCGCGUCAAAUUAUUAAUUAUUAAUUAUUAUUUUUUACUAUAUAUGUAUUAGUGUCUAAUAUUAUUUGUUGACUUCAAACUGAAUUUUCGGUCGCUUCGUGAACGAGACACGAGCAAGUUUGCGUUUUUCACGCAGAAAUUUCACCAACCUCGCGACUCGUCGUGCUGACGGAAUCCGAUUCAAUCGGUUAUAAUGUACAGAUAAUGAUAUCUCCACUUCCGUCAUACGACGAGCUACUAAAUAGCGCUUACGCAAACAUUAGUUUGAUCGCCGACAAGACCUGGACCUUCGAUCCCGAGGAUCCUUUCCGAAAGUUAAAUCACUCUCUUUGGAUUCAAAGUUGCGAAGUAAUCGCGAAGUACGAGGAAUAUGGUGAUUAUCGUCCAAGACUCGUUCGAGACGUCAUCUCCGAAUCGCGCUUGGCGAAAUACGGUAAUUACGAGUACGACGAGCAGCAUGAGAGAAUGUACAAGCCGGACGACGGUAAAUCGUCGGGUAGCGUGCCUUGCCACUUCCGUUCAGCUACGGAGACUGUGGAACCGUGGAUGCUUCCUGAAGUUCAAGAACACUUCGCCCGGUUAAUUUCGCCGAGUUGCACGCGAUCACAUCGGGAACCCUCAGCAAUACAAAUACUAAAGAGUAACACCGCGAGGAGGGAUAAUGAAACCGUUGCUUGCUUGAACUUCCAAUUGGACUGGAACGAGAGCUCGAAAAAGCGACGUCAAAAGACCAGUCCAAAAGGGACCAGAAAAAUUGGAUUGAGCGAUGAAUUACUUUCGACUUAUAAAUCUGACGAGGGCGGAAAAUUAAUCAGAAUAUUUGCCCGUCAUCGCCGAUACACCGCCGAGACUGCCGCGGAAAUGCAGCUGCAGUUCCGUAUCGAGAGCAACGCUGUGCGCGACAUAUGGAACUCUGAAAUGGUUCAACAGCAGCAGCAACAGCAGCAGCAACAGCAGCGAUACUAUCAGCAGAGCCAGCAAUCACGUACCAGACGACAGACGCAGCCUGUCACCCAACAUCAUCAGUUCUACUGCGCGUUGCAGUAUCAACCUUUGAUCAUGCGAGAAUAUCAGCGAAAACCGUUAUUAUCAUCUCCAUUACCACCACCGCCGCCGCCGGCACCGAUUCUGAGCGCCGAAGUGCCUGAAUUCUUCCCGAAGUCGAGCCUACCCUCGAUAGCAUAUAACUUGAAUAAUGACAAAGAGCGCAAGACUUGCCAGAUACGGUACUUCCCGUCGUUGAAUGACAGGAAUUACCAAAACGAGUUGUUUCCUUAUAACAGGCCGCAGCAGGAGACUGCGGCGACUGUCUUCCCAGUAAACAAUGCUAGAAUGUCAAUAUUAUCAGCGACAGAAACGAAUGUGUUUCGUUCGCCUCAAGAAUGGAUUCACAGAGUAGUACCACCAGUGCAAUUGCAGUUGACAGCAUCUUCCUCGUCACCACUAUCAAUCUGCACGCCGCUGCAACCAAUUCACGAUGCUGCAAUCGUCGGCCAUCGUCCUUUACAGAUGUACGAGAAAUUUUUACCUUGUACCCAGCCAAGUUCAACGACACCCAUACCUGUGUAUCAGCGACCGGUGGAACUGUAUCAGGAACCAAUGCUGAAGCGGAAGAAUCAAGGGGUCGACUUCAACAAUCUCAUACUACUAACAAAAAAUAGCAUCAAGACGCGACGAGGCCACUCGAAGCCCCCUGUUCAGCAGCCUUUCCUUCUGGAUUCCAGACAGAGUCUAAAAACUUCCAGUCACAAUGUGCAGGUGCAAUGGUUCGAUAGGGAUCACAGUGCGAAGAAAACGAAGGAGGUCGUGACCGUAAACGCACUCGUAUCUGAGCUACGCAGUUUUGAGGAGAAGUACGAAUACUGCAGAGGAGCCGAUACUAGCUGGAGAACGGUCGCCGAAUCAUCACGAGACCAGCAAAGGUUGUCUGAAACUUCGUUCAGGUUAAAGAAUGAAAUAUAUGGAAACGAGAGCUCAAGCUGUAGGUCAAAAGACAGAUUCUUUGGAAACGAGAGCUCAAGAUACAGAGCUUUAGACGCUGAAGAGGACAAGAACUCGAAGCGGCCGCUUUAUAGAGACGUUCUGGCGAAUGCCACGAACGAGGCGAUCUUAGAUAAUGUCUUCGAAAAGAGGUACGAUGAGCUUGAACAGCAAGCGAUGGAACAAUACAGAAAUUCGGAGGAGUCACUGGCGCUCAAAUAUCAGGAAUUGGAACGUCAAGCAAUGGAACAAUACAAAAAUAAUACAGGAGAUGAAAAGCGCUCGAUGGAUCAGGAUUGUGUUGAUGGACAGACAUGUUCGGAAUACGGACACUGCAGUCCCGUGAAAAGACAUGCAAGAAGAAAAAGUUCUUGUUUUCCGCAAAUCACUCUGUUAAAGCCGAAGGGUAAAUCCUUGCCAAAUGUCUGUCAUGGCAAUGACAGUAAUCAUCAAGCAACCAUCGCUUCAAGAAGUUUAUCCGCAUUGACUGAAUCGUCGAAGGAAUCGAAAAACAUAUGUAAGGGUGCAUCAGGAGAUAAAAUUGAUACGACUGCAUUGAAUUUCGAAAUGAAAUCUAUAUCAGCGCGAUUUGAGUUCUAUAAUCAGAAAAUGGUUUCAAAAUUAUUGAUUUUUGAAGUCUCAGUUCGAGCAUCGUCAAAACGGCGUCUGAUACUGAUGUCACCCUUCGAACGCAAAUCAGAGGCCAGACAAAUAAUGAAGGCGACGGAACUACGAAAUGUUUGCUCGUUCUCUCAAACAAGAAACAAUGUCCUCGAUUAUUAUCGGACUUCCGAAAUUGCCCAAAAUGGCAGCGGUGAUGAAAAUAUAACAAUUAUACAAUCACCUGGUACUGAAGUUUGGUUGUCCGGAUUCUGGACUACUUAAGAGCAACUUAACGAAUUUCCUUGGGAAAAAUUGAAAGACUAUCGAAGUUCCUUUGCCAAGACGACAUCGGUGGAUUGAACCGGAGAAAUUCUUCAGAAAUAAGAAGCAAGUCAUGACUUAUAAUAUAAUUAAUAUUAUAGGCAUAUAUGUAUUAUGAAUAUGUAUGUAUGUAUGAGAAGUAAGUUAUAGCGUAUUCAUGUGAUAUACGUAUAUUGAUAUAUAAUCGACAAGACAGUUUACAUAAAUCUUUACAACAGAUAAAUUAUUGCUUGUAAAUAGUGAUCAGACUAGCGAAAUGCAUUAAACAUGUCUAUCUGUUCAUAAGCACGUAUUAUAUAUUUUUUAUAUUAUAAAAUAUGCUAUAAAAAAGGUAACAAAUCUAAACUGGCUACAUUAUUCGAUUAUCCAAAGGAUAUAUGAUAUAAUCUAUCAAGAUCUAAGUAGAGUUAAAUCUUUUGGGAACGCAUCUUUGGAAAUUUUCAGUCUUUGUUUAACUCUUUGAGUCAUCUGUCAUGUAUGCAAUACAAAUAAAAUAGGGCAUUACAAAAUAUAGACAUAAAAAAAAAUCUUAUCAAAGGCUAUACUGUAAAAAAUAUUCCUUCUCUUUUCACGUAUAAACUCUGACUUUUACACAAAACACGUGUAUAUAUUUUUAUGUAACGUAUAGAAUAAUUUAAU